AUGGCGGCCAUUCUCGACGACAAGUCCCCGAUCUGCAUCCCCUUCAUCCUCGAGCACCUCGCCGACCACCUCGCCGCCGAGGGCCCCGACAAGGCGCGCCCCUUCCUCAUCGGCCUCAACGGCGUCCAGGGCGUCGGCAAGACGACCCUCGUCCGCUCCCUCGCCGACGCCCUCGCCGCCGAAGCCCACCCGGCCCUCGUCCUCUCCAUCGACGACCUCUACCUGCCGCACGCCGCGCAGCGCGCCCUCGCCGCCGCCCACCCCGACAACGCCCUGCUCCAGCAGCGCGGCGAGCCCGGCACCCACGACAUCCCCCUGGCGCGCGCCUUCCUCGCCGACGUCCUCGCCCGCCGCCCCGCCCGCGUCCCGGCCUACGACAAGGCCGCCUUUGACGGCAAGGGCGACCGCGCCCCGGAAGACACCUGGAUCGCCAUCAACAGUCAAGGGACGGGUCCUGCCGGCACGCCGCCGUCGCCGUCGCCGUCGCCGUCGCCGUCACCGCGCAUCGACGUCGUCAUCGUCGAGGGCUGGUGCGUCGGCUUCCGCGCCCUGCCCGACGCCGAGGUCGAGGCCCGCUGGCGCGGGCCCUCGCGCACCCUGGCCAAGCACAAGCUCGAGCACCUCCUCUUCGUCAACGACCGCCUGCGCGAGUACGACGCCAUCACCGACCUGCUCGACGUCUUUGUCCACAUUGACGCCGAGGACACGUCCUACGCCUACGACUGGCGCGCCCAGCAGGAGGUCGCCCUGCGCGCCGAGCGCGGCGCCGGCAUGACCCCCGACGAGGUCGUCAAGUUUGUCGACGGCUACUACCCCGCCUACGAGCUCUACGCCGACGCCCUGCGCAGGGGCGUCUUCCCGGACCGCCCCGAGAAGCAGGUCAGGAUGGUGGUCGGCAAGGACAGGAAGGUCAAGGAGACGCACAUCAUCUAG
This is a messenger RNA of Verticillium nonalfalfae, 933 nucleotides long. RefSeq lists its product as uncharacterized. The record is from RefSeq and is a predicted model, not a curated record. The transcript has a single exon. Bases 1 to 933 code for a protein of 310 amino acids. Gene Ontology annotation, cellular component: cytoplasm. Lineage: Eukaryota; Fungi; Ascomycota; Sordariomycetes; Glomerellales; Plectosphaerellaceae.